AUUGCUAUUAUUGCUAGAUUUGUUUGCUCCAUCUUCCUACCCUGUUGUUCUCUCUCCCAUGGAAGCUGCAGGAGCCCCUGUCCCACAAUGUCAUCUAUCCAGGUGCCACUGCUGCUCCUCUGCCUGACAUUGUGUGGUGUUUGCCUCAGUGGGGAGCAGCCCCUUCCAGAGGCAAGUGAGAACAUGAAAAGAAGUCCCCUGGAUGACAUCCUGCAGAGAUCUCAAAGCCUCUUUCUUCAAUCUUUCCUCAAGAAAGCUGAAAAGAAAGAAGACAUAAAUAAAGAAUCAGAUGCACCCCUGCCAGAAUGGCUUGCAAAAAGACAGCACCCUGGGAGAAAGUUCUUAAGUGACCUGGAGAAGAGACAGCAUCCUGGAAAAAGAGAUGCUGAAGAAGAAAAACCUUAUGGAGACAUUCAUAAUUGGCAGCAUCCAGGGAAAAGAGAGAUAGAAGAUGACCUUAACAGCUACCUGGAGCUGAAAAAGCGACAGCAUCCUGGCAGAAGGUCAGUGUUGGAGCAGUACGCUGACAUCUCUAGUGCACAGCUAACCUACUUGAAUGAGAUAUCCAAAAGACAGCAUCCAGGCAGGAGGUAUCUGAUGUACAAGCACCAGCAUCCUCGCAAGAGAGGAUGGAAUGUUGAGGCAGACCUGAAUGACCAAUAUGGUGAGGAACAUCAGCACGCUGGAAAAAGGGACUGGAAUUCUGACAGCCCAGAUGAUGCAAGCCCCUGCCACUUCCAGGAUUCCUCCACCUCUAGCAAAGGCAGCUUGCUGCUGGAUUUUGUAGAGGAUGUUAGCAAAGACAGGGCAGAAGAAAAACGUCAGCACCCAGGAAGGAGAUCAGCAUGGGAGAGUGAAACUGAGGAAUGA
Calypte anna (Anna's hummingbird) is the source of this 870-nucleotide messenger RNA. RefSeq names its product thyrotropin releasing hormone (gene TRH). Gene Ontology annotation, cellular component: extracellular region. The record is from RefSeq and is a predicted model, not a curated record. The transcript is spliced from 2 exons. Gene Ontology annotation, biological process: hormone-mediated signaling pathway. Gene Ontology annotation, molecular function: thyrotropin-releasing hormone activity. Lineage: Eukaryota; Metazoa; Chordata; Aves; Apodiformes; Trochilidae. The coding region runs from base 88 to 870 and encodes 260 amino acids.